CUCCGUCUGCCCGGCGGGCGCCUCCUCGUGUUCGGGGCUCCGAUGGCGGCGCCGGGCGAGAAGGGCGAAGGCGGCGGCGAGAGCAGGAGGGCGCCUUUCGGGAGCCGCUUCCUCACCGACCCGGCGCGCCUCUUCCAGCACAACGCCUGGGAUAACGUGGAGUGGUCUGAAGAGCAGGAAGCAGCUGCCCAAAAGAAGGUGCAAGAGAACAGCACACACUUUGUACCUCCAGAUCAGCAAGAGGCCUAUGAAGUCCACGCCAGCAAGUACUGGGACGAGUUUUACAAAACCCACGAAAAUGGCUUCUUCAAGGACCGCCACUGGCUUUUCACUGAAUUCCCUGAGCUGGCCCCAAACCAAAAUGUCGGUCAGGCCACCAAGCCCAUCUCUGAGGACACUGAGGCUGCACGAGAGUCCAAGACUGCAGGCCCUGGAGGCUGCUGUGGGGCUGGUUUAGUAGAGGAGACCAGGGCCUCGGAGCAUCUGCUGGACUCUGAAACGAGCAGCUGCCAGUUGCAAUCCCAAGUAGAAGCAGCAUCGCAGAACCUGGAGGCUGUAAAACUGAAUGAGGACUUCCCAGGGUCAUCUGCUACUUACCGGAUACUGGAGGUGGGCUGCGGUGCUGGGAACACAGUCUUCCCCAUCCUCCAAACCAACAAUGAUCCCAACCUCUUUGUGUACUGCUGUGACUUUUCCAGGAGGGCCGUGGACCUUGUCAAGGCUCAUUCAGAAUACGACACAUCUCGCUGCUUUGCAUUCGUUCACGACCUCUGCGACACUCAGUUGCCUUUUCCAGUGCCGGAUGAGUCUCUCGACAUGGUGGUCCUGAUCUUUGUCCUUUCAGCGCUUCUUCCAGAAAAAACACAGAGUGUCAUCAAGAGACUUAGCCAGCUUCUGAAGCCCGGAGGACUGAUUUUGUUACGAGAUUACGGCCGUUACGACCUGGCCCAGCUCCGCUUCAAGAAAGGUCAGUGUCUGGCUGAUAACUUUUACGUGAGAGGCGAUGGCACCAGAGUUUAUUUCUUCACACAAGGUGAGUUGGACUUGCUCUUCUCCACAGCCGGCUUGGAGAAAGUCCAAAAUCUGGUGGACCGCCGCCUCCAGGUGAACAGGGGAAAGCAGGUGACCAUGUACAGGGUGUGGAUCCAGUGCAAAUAUCGCAAGCCCCUCCGGCUGAGGAGAGAGCAGGAGACGCCCUCGUAGCACUGUGGCCACGUCACCUGAGGGCUGCCUUACAACGCAGGGGAAGGCUGCACAGACUUGGACCGCUCAGUGCUGGCCUGAUGAUCUCUCUUGGAGUGAAAAUUCAAACUGGGAGUUGGCUUCUUAGAACACUUAAAACUCCAAAUGUGCUUGAGAGAGACGAAGGCUUCCAGAAAAGUUGGGAAGGGGGCGCAGAUGGCCCAGAAGCUGGUGGAUCUGCCAAGCUUUUGCCCUGGAGAUCUUGGUGGCCUUUAAGGCAUCACUAGACUUGAAUCUUGCUCGAACUGCAGACCAACAUGGCUGCCCACCUGAAACUUCUUUAUGGAAGCCUCCACAGACUCUUUUGAGGCCUCGCCUUUUGGACAGCUGCCUUCAGCUCAGCCAAGUGAUUCAGCAAGUGGGAAAAGUUAAAACUGGGAUUGCUGAUCCUGCUGCAUUUCAGGACAUCUCUGUGACCAUGGCAGCCAGUUGCGGGAGGUGCUGCACUUCCCUCCAACUCCACAAGGGACAGCAGGAGGGUCACCAGGAUAGAAGCCAUGGCAACAGGGCCAACAUUAGAGAGCAGGCCUUGGGGCUCUGCACAAGCCCUGAGGCAGCAUGGGACCAGGGGGGAGGAAGGGGGCAUCUUUUGUGUGUGUGUGUGGGGGGGGAGAAAAUACCUUCAGCCAGCCUGAGAGAAGCACAAGACUAUAUUCUGAAAACUCAAAUUCGUAUGUUGUGCUGAGACCUUGGAACAGGAAGCAUUGAUGACAAUAAAGCA
Heteronotia binoei (common prickly gecko) is the source of this 1963-nucleotide messenger RNA. RefSeq names its product tRNA N(3)-methylcytidine methyltransferase METTL2-like. The record is from RefSeq and is a predicted model, not a curated record. Gene Ontology annotation, molecular function: tRNA (cytidine-N3)-methyltransferase activity. The transcript has 9 exons. Bases 43 to 1203 code for a protein of 386 amino acids. Lineage: Eukaryota; Metazoa; Chordata; Lepidosauria; Squamata; Gekkonidae.